UAGCCUAUGUGAAGCUCUAGACUCUAGACAACACAAAAAUAAACUUCUCUAACCUGAUUCCGAUAGCAGUUUAUCUAGACUAGAUCUAGCCUAGCUCUAGAGUCUACAAGACAGUAAUGAAUGUUUCGUCCUGAGGAAUUUGAUAGGAAUGUCAUAAAUUUGAACAAAAUGAAUCAUUUUGAAAUGUGAAGUGUCGAAAUAAAAUUAUACUGAUUCGGCAGUGACUUUCUUCAAAUAGAUCUAGAAUACAUUCUUAUUUUUGUGGGUGAACAAAGUUAGAAAGAAGAUGCAGAAUGGAGAGGACACUCAGAGUGCACCAACCUGGAACACUUACUUAUACGAGCUUCAGCAGCAAGCACCAAAGCCAAUAUGUAUACAGUGUCAACUUGAGGUCCCCAACAAGCCAGCCCAGUAUGGGAAAGAGUUUCAUGGAGCACUAAGCAGGCAAGAGGCAGACAGGCUUUUGAACAGAGAUGGAUGUUAUCUGGUUAGGAAGAGUGAAAGGGCACCAGAUGCUUUUACUUUGGCCAUAAGAUUUGAUGGAGAAACCAAAAAUUACAAGCUUUACUAUGAUGGCAAGCACUAUGUCGGAGAGAAGAGAUUUGAUUCCAUCCAUGACCUGGUGGCCGAUGGGCUCAUCCACUUUUUUAUUGAGCUGCGGGCUGCAGAUUACAUCAAAACACUCUCACAAGAAUCUAAUUAUGAGGAAUCACCAUACAUGGCAUAUAACAUGAAACGCAAACGCAUGGGCAAGUCUAAAACAGAAGGCAAUGUCAAUGGUAUUAAUCAUGAGGGUAAUACACAGGCAACAUAUGCUGAUGAUGCUGGGCCUGCAACAGAUUUUAAUGAUUAUGAAAAGCAGCACAUCUUUAAAGUACAAAACUUCAUGGGCCUUCACUGGUGUGAUUAUUGUGCAAAUUUUAUGUGGGGUCUACUGGCACAGGGUGUCAAAUGUCAAGACUGUGGUCUACAAGCACAUAAAAAAUGCAGUGAAAAGGUGCCCAAUGAUUGUAUGCCUGAUAUGAAGUAUGUCAAAAGAAUAUUUGGUGGAGAUCUGACAACAGUGGUCAAGGCUCAGAAGUCACUCAUCCCACUAGUGGUGGAAAAAUGUGUUAAAGAGAUUGAGUUAAGAGGUUUGGAGAUGGAGGGACUCUACCGGCUAGCUGGCUUUCAUGAUGACGUAGAGGCUGUACGCAUGGCUUUUGAUAAAGAUGCAGAAAACACAGAUAUAAGUGUGAACAAGUAUGAGGACAUCAACACCAUAUGUAGUGCUCUCAAGCUGUACUUCAGGAUCUUACCCAUCCCUUUAAUCACAUGUCAGGUCUAUAAGAAACUCAUGGAAAUUAUCAAAACUGAAGACCUUUCUCCAUCUGACCAAGUCCAGCUGAUGAAGGAGCCCUUAAAUAGCUUGCCACCAGCUCACUUUCACACCCUCAAGUACAUGUGUGCUCACCUGGGCAGGGUAGUGGAACACAAGAGCAAGAACAUGAUGUCUUUUGAAAACCUGGCUAUUGUUUUUGCCCCCACUCUAAUGAGGUCUGAUGAUGCUGAUCCAAUGAUGAGUCUCAUGGCUGCCAAGUUUGAGCAAAAGAUUAUGGAGAUUGUACUCAGCAAGCAUAUCAAGCUGCUGGGCAAAUAGUUCUACAGUGUACACAGCAAGCUGUGCUACUGGGUGCACAGCAACUUGUGCUACUGGGUGCACAGCAAGUUGUGCUACUGGGUGCACAGCAAGUUGUGCUACUGGGUGCACAACAAGUUGUUUGGACCAAGGCUUCCCUCAGCUAAAUAUUUCUAAACAUGAAGAAGAAACUGGCCAAAACACUUGAUAAUCCUGAAAAAGUUUGAAUUCAUGUGAAAUAAAUUCUUUUUCUUGUUCAGACUAUUUGAUAUGAGUGUGUAAGUUGAGUAAGUGGAUGUCAUCAUCUUGUUCUACUAUUUGAUCUGAUGGAGUAAGUGGAUGUCAUCCAACUUUUAAACUUUGUUCACCUUUGUUCACCACAGACAUGUCUGUUGAUGUAGUCACCACAGAAAUGUCUGUUGAUGUGGUCACCACAGAAAUGUCUGUUGAUGUAGUCACCACAGAAAUGUCUGUUGAUGUGGUCAUCACAGAAAUGUCUGUUGAUGUGGUCACCACAGAAAUGUCUGUUGAUGUGGUCACCACAGAAAUGUCUGUUGAUGUGGUCACCACAGAAAUGUCUGUUGAUGUGGUCACCACAGACAUGUCUGUUGAUGUGGUCACCACAGAAAUGUCUGUUGAUAUUGAUAACAUCGGCAUCAGAAUCUGACUCAAGUUUUCCAAUUUUAGAGCAAUGAAUGGGCUGACUCUUCCGUCCAACCUAUUAUAAGAGAGUCACAGGCAAGACCUAGAUUUUUAUUAAAUUAAAAACAGACAAAUGUAUUUCAUUUUAAAAUCUACUAUAUUUGAAAGUAAAAUAGAUUUUCUUCCAAGGUAAAUUUGAUUUGAAAAAAAUAUUUUUAUACUUCUUUAUUUGAGUAUAAACUUUUAGUUAUACAAUUUUUAGUACUAAAUUUGUCUAUUAUAAUUUCCCAUUAUUGUAAUAUGAUAAAAUGUAUAGCACAAUGUUUAUGAAAUUGAGUUGAUUGUCUAGUUUAAGCUUGGUUAAUUGUCCUAAGUCAAGUGCUGGUAUAUUGUUUUUUUUCCCAUUGUUCCUAUGACACGUCAAACAUUUUGGCGUUACUAAAUGCUAUAUAUUUUACAGAUGUCAUGGAUAAAUUCAAGAAUUUUUUUUCUUGUAUUUUGAUUAUACAAUGUUUACUAAUUUUUCAAUGACAAAAUAUUUAAUUAAUUCUAUUCUAUUAAAUUGAUUGCAUUUCCAUUUUCCUAAUUGUUUAAAAACUUACUUGUAACUUAGUAUGUGUUGUCUGGUACUGUAAUUGCCAGUAUUUAAAGAAAAUCUA
Molecule: messenger RNA, 2919 nt
Organism: Physella acuta
Lineage: Eukaryota; Metazoa; Mollusca; Gastropoda; Physidae
Product: N-chimaerin
Biological process (GO): signal transduction; regulation of GTPase activity
Molecular function (GO): GTPase activator activity
Source: RefSeq, a predicted model, not a curated record